ACAGCCCCGUGUGACUCCAGAGGGUGAGUACAUUCCACUGGACCACCAGGAUGUGGAUGUUGGCUUUGACGGCGGCACUGAUCGCAUCUUCCUCGUAUCCCCCAUUACCAUUGUGCACGAGAUUGACUCAGCCAGUCCACUGUAUGAGCUGGGGCGAGCGGAACUGGCCCGGGCUGACUUUGAGCUGGUGGUUAUUCUUGAAGGUAUGGUUGAGGCCACAGCCAUGACUACACAGUGCCGCUCAUCUUACCUCCCAGGUGAGCUGCUCUGGGGCCAUCGCUUUGAGCCAGUCCUCUUCCAGCGUGGCUCCCAGUAUGAGGUUGAUUAUCGCCACUUCCAUCGAACAUACGAGGUCCCCGGGACACCAGUCUGCAGUGCCAAGGAGCUGGAUGAACGGGCAGAACAGGCUUCCCACAGCCCUAAGUCAAGUUUUCCUGGUUCCCUCGCUGCAUUUUGUUAUGAGAAUGAACUUGCUCUGAGCUGCUGCCAGGAAGAAGAGGAAGAUGAGGACUUGAAGGAGGGGACUUCAGCAGAGACCCCAGAUAGGGCUGCCAGCCCCCGAGCUCUUACACCACUGACCCUGCCUCCAUGACACAGCUGAGGUCCACUUCCCCAAGUUGAUAGGGAUGGAGAGCUGGCAGCCUCUGUUGGGAGUAGAGCAGGGGUUUCUAAGGACCAGUGGCCUGCUGGGACAACCAUUAACCAUGAGGUUGUGUGCCACAGAUAAUACCAGACCUUCGUUUCUCUGCUCCAUUCUCACUCUCAAGACCCCCCUUAUGAGCUGUUUUCCUGAGUCUUACCAGAACUGAGGGAUCCAGAUUUCUGGACCAUCCAAGAGGCAAGGCAUGGAGGCUGGAUUCUUGUUAGAUACACAGCUGCAGGGUGGAAAGUGUCAAUUUACACAGGUGAAGAAACAAAGACUCAAGUGAUGAUGGCCUUGCUACCCUCAGGAAGAAGGGCAGAGUACUCCAAGUAUUGGGGAUUGUCAUGAUUGACCGAAGACAGACUGGUGACUGGACUGUGUUUGAAGAAAAGACCUGGUGGCUCCAGAAAGCCCAAGAGUUGAGAUUCUCUGAGUCUAGGUUGACAUUGGGGAUUCUAGAACAGGUUGGCUACAGAGUGGAAGUGCUCCAGGAAUUACAAAGCUAUUUCUAGAAUACACAGAACAUUGGUAGGUGUGAGUUUGGAAGGACACUCUGGAGUACUGGCUGGUUAGAGUUCAACUGAGGGGGUGAGUCUAGCUUCCCCAUGAUCCACAGGGUAAAUUUUGUAUUUGUUUGAAGUGCCAUUCUUAGAACAUCCAAAGGAAUCAGGAUUCCAUGGUUCAAGGUUGGUCAGAGUCUGGGUAGCAGUCUCGAUGUCUGUGCUUUGCUGGCUCCACUUUGCCCAGCAGUGCUUAAAAAUCUCUUGUGACCUUUGGUGACUUCCUGUGGUUCUGUAAUGCCAAAAGGAAUCAAAGCACCAGGGGCCCAGAGCUGUCCUUUCCCAAAGGCUGUAUGUCCUGGUCACCUUCAGGUGGACAUCCUGGUAGUUCUAGGAAGCACUCUUCUGGGCGGAGCUUGCAAGCAAGAGCCUAGAGGGUCACAGGGCUAACUAGGGGGCAAGGGAAGGGAGAGGCUGAGGCUGGUGAGCCUAAAAUAUUCUGGAAUACUAUACCUAGUGAUGUGUGUCUGUUUCUCAAAAAUAUUAUACAUAUGUGUACUAUAUAUGAUAUAAAUACAGAUCUCUGUCUU
Cricetulus griseus (Chinese hamster) is the source of this 1733-nucleotide messenger RNA. Lineage: Eukaryota; Metazoa; Chordata; Mammalia; Rodentia; Cricetidae. The record is from RefSeq and is a predicted model, not a curated record.